Myotis lucifugus (little brown bat) is the source of this 433-nucleotide messenger RNA. Its product is annotated as soluble scavenger receptor cysteine-rich domain-containing protein SSC5D-like. The coding region runs from base 111 to 386 and encodes 91 amino acids. The record is from RefSeq and is a predicted model, not a curated record. Lineage: Eukaryota; Metazoa; Chordata; Mammalia; Chiroptera; Vespertilionidae. The transcript has a single exon.
CCCACCCCUUAGAUCAACCUCCUCCUGACAAUCUCACCCCGGGACCAAUCCCCAGCCAGAGCCCAGGCCCCCUUGGCCCCUGUGUGGCCCUGGUGCCACCUGUCAGGGUCAUGGCUUGCGAGCCACCUGCCCUGCUGGAGCUGGUGGCUGCCGUGAGGGACGUGGGCAGCCAGCUGCAGAGGCUGACCCAGGCCCUGGAGCAGGACCAGCGGGAGCGCCAAGCCCUGGGAAUGGGGCUGACCCAGCUGGUGGAGGCUGCCCAGGGCCUGGGGCAGCUGAGUGAGAUUGUGAAGAGACUGGCAGAGGUCGCCUGGCCCCCCAGCACACCUGCCCCAACCACCACCAACCCAGAGGAGGAAGAGAGGCCUCUCCAGGGAGACGUGUGACCCUCUCUGGGACUUGAGGGGUGUGAGACACUCCCAACCAAAAAAGG